Pogona vitticeps (central bearded dragon) is the source of this 1836-nucleotide messenger RNA. NCBI's taxonomy places the organism in Eukaryota, Metazoa, Chordata, Lepidosauria, Squamata, Agamidae. The record is from RefSeq and is a predicted model, not a curated record.
UCCUCUUUUCCUGCUGCCUUCCAACUUGCCUAGUAUUAUUGUCUUUCCCAGAGAACCCUACUUUCUCAUGUUCUCGGAGUAGAUCAGCCUCUGUUUCAUCAUUUUUGCCACCAGAGAUAGCCAUCCCAUAACAUUCUCUUUCUUAUAGUGUGGGAAGAAAGAAAAAACAACCCACUUCUUAAAAUGGAUGGAGUCCCAAGAAAAUGUCACCUCUGAUCACACGGAGAACUGGGUGACUUGGAAGUCACUUAAUAGAGUCCAGCACUUCCUUGCUAUUCGCUUGCCUCACAGAACAGCUGAAAUUGACCGCUGGGGCAACAACAACUGUUCCCAGUCAUAGUAUGUCUUGUUGCUCAUGAGCAUUACCAUCCCAACUUCUGCCACUGGUGGAACCUGCAGAAUGGGGAGCAGUGGUUCGGCUCUGAAAGUCUGCACAGAACACCAGGGAGGUAUCAACUGGCUCAGCCUCAGUCCAGAUGGGCAGUGGCUACUGACAGGCAGUGAAGACGGCACUGCGCGGCUUUGGAGCACAGCUGACAGCCAAUGCCGGGCCCAUUUUCAAGGGCAUGAAAGCUACAUCACCUUUUGCCAUUUAGAAAAUGAAGUUGCAUUCACAUGUAGUGCAGAUCACACCAUCAGAAAGUGGGAUGUGAUGACGGGUCAGUGCCUAGCCGUUUACCGAGGGCACACUUCAAUUGUGAAUAGGAUUCUUGUUUCGAAAGAUUAUCUCUUCAGCGGCUCCUAUGACAGGACAGCCCGUUGCUGGAGCGUGGAUAAAGAGAAUCCAAUCCAGGAAUUCCGGGGCCACCGGAACUGUGUUCUGACCCUGGCUCUCUAUUCCUCAAAAGAUGUUCUCCAAGAUUCAGAAGAGGAAGAGUUGGAGGAGGAGAAACUGAGCCAGGACUUCCUCGUGACAGGGAGCACAGACUGCACUGUCAAAGUCUGGUGGGUGUCCAGCGGGCGUUGCCACCAGACCUUGAUGGGACACACUGGGGCAGUUUUAUGUCUCAUACUUGACGCUCCAAAUAGGGAGCUCUUUUCGGGCAGCACUGAUUACACUAUUCGGACUUGGAACAUUGUGACUGGCGAGCAGCUGAGAGUGUUCAAAGAACAUCAAGGAUCUGUCAUUUGCUUAGAGCUUGUGAAUCGUUGCUUGUAUUCAGGGAGUGCAGACCGGACAGUGAAAUGCUGGUUGGCUGAUACUGGGGAACGGAUCCGGACAUAUAAGGCUCACAAGCACAGCGUCAGCACUUUGAAAUACCAUGCUGGGAUAUUGUUUACAGGAAGUGGUGAUGCGUGUGCACGAGCAUUUAAUACAAAGACCGGCAUCUUGCAGAGAGUUUUUCGAGGACACAAGCUGGUUAUUAACUGCAUCCAGAUCCACAAUGAAUUAUUGUACACAGCUUCCCACGAUGGCACACUGAGGAUCUGGGACAUACGGCAGAUCUACAAGCGGAACAAGCGUCGCUGGAAGGAGAGGUCUCUCCAGGGCAGGCGCUCUCCGAAGGGAAGCCUGUCUCGCCUCUUCAACAACAAAGUGGGGUGCAUGGUGCACCAGGAAAACGGAGGAGAGCAGGAGGCCGUGGAGCUCGUCUGAUGGAUGGACAAGGGUCAGAGAAUGGGCGGCUUUCUGCCAGCAGCAGAGGGUGUGCCGGAACCCUGUGUGACCUAGCGGGCCAAAUGCAGCCCGUGUGGGGAAGCCCUGGCGUUGCCAAGGACCUGGCAGUGCAUGUACACAGCUGGUGGACUACUGUGCCCAACGUACUCAGAGUUUGUACAUGUUAUUUAUGUGGACUAAAUUUCCCAGAAUCCACCAGUCAGCCUGGCUAACGGACG